UUUUUCUCCGUUAUCUUACUUUGAAGGGUCGAACCGGAAGCCGUAUCUUUUCCGGGUCAGACCUCUUCCUGUUCCUGUUUUCGUUUUUUGACAGUCUCUCGGGCUCGGUUGUAGUUUGUGUUUGAUCUGAACCGGGUUGAACCGGGCCACAGAGACCCCUUCCAGCUUCUGACCCGCGGAUCCGAGUCCAGGAUGAAGGAGGUGGAAGGUCUGCGGUUCCGGAGGCUGAACAGACCCACGGUGAUCACGGACGAACUGCCGGAGCAACGCUACAAGGGGACCGGGACGUACAGUGGGAAGGUUUUCCAGGUGACUCUUCUGUCCCUCGGAGGUUUUCUCCUCUUUCCUCUGCUCUUCAUCAUCCUCAUCCUCGAGUCUCCUAUCCAGCCUGAAGUCCUCAGUCUGAAGGAACCUCCGCUCAUGUCCGGCUGCUGGGAACCCAACCUGAAGCUCCGAGAGGCUCAGAGACUCUUCGAGGACCAGCUCGUGGGACCGGAAUCCAUCGCCAACAUCGGAGAUGUUUUCUUCACCGGAACAGCUGAUGGGAAGAUUGUGAAGCUGAUUGGACGAAGAAUCCACACGGUGACAAGACUUGGAAAACUGCCCUGUGGUUCCAGGGAGGAGGAGUCCAGCUGUGGGCGUCCUCUGGGCAUCAGAGUUGGACCCAAUGGGACCCUGUUCGUGGCUGAUGCUUAUCUGGGUCUGUUUGAGGUCAACCCGACCACAGGUGAGGCGGUCCGCCUGGUGUCUGGGGGUCAGCUGGUCGGUGGCAGGAAGCUGUCGUUCAUUAACGACCUGGCGGUGACACAGGAUGGAAAGAAGGUGUACUUCACCGACUCUAGCAGCAGGUGGCAGCGCAGAGACUACUUGCACCUCAUCAUGGAGGCCACAGCCGAUGGGCGGGUCCUGGAAUACGACACCGAGACCCGCGAGCUGUCUGUGGUGAUGGAGAACCUGCGAUUCCCAAACGGCAUCCAGCUGCUGCCGGACGAAGAGUCAGUGCUGGUCGCCGAGACCACGAUGGCCAGGAUCCGCAGGGUCCAUGUGGCUGGUUUAAAUAAAGGCGGGAUGGACACAUUCGUGGACAACCUUCCCGGUUUUCCCGACAACAUCCGACCCAGCUCGAGUGGAGGUUACUGGAUCGCCAUGUCCGCCGUCAGACCCAACCCUGGCUUCUCCAUGUUGGACUUCCUUUCCCAGAGACCCUGGAUCAAGAAACUCAUCUUUAAGAUCUUCAGUCAGGAGGUACUAAUGAAGUUCGUUCCACGGUACAGUCUUGUGGCUGAGCUCCAUGAUGGUGGCGUCUGCACGCGGAGCUUCCACGACCCCAAUGGCCUGGUGGCGGCCUACGUCAGUGAGGUUCACGAACACGAUGGGAAUCUGUACCUGGGCUCAUUCCGCUCGCCGUAUAUCGCCAAACUUGACCUGAAGAAGGUGUAAAAAGGAUCCGCCAAGCCGCAUUUGUCUUUAACAUGAGACCAAACGCAGCAGGAGGUCCGCCGUCACCGGUGACGAUUCAUCAACACCUCAACUUCCUGACGACUAUUGGACAGAUGACGGUGAUGUUCAGCUCAGACGUUCACUGUGUCCUGAAACCGUUCACUUUAAUUAACCUCCACAACUUCCUGUUUGGUUUUACAGUGUUAUAUUUCCUCCAUGUUAACGUGUUACCGGUGUAGGUCAUGUGACUGAGGUCUGCACCACGUCUAGUCCAGUUUGUGUCUGAUCAGCAUCGGGUCACAGAGUUCAGCGUUAAGGUCGACCUGGUCCAUUCCUGCUGGUCCGGAGGGGUUUGGAGCUGGACUGGUCCAUUUGGUCCCUGUCCCAUUCAGACUGGUUCCACAUGGCUCGGGUCAGGUCAGACCAAUCAGGAAUAAGAAAAGUCAAUCAGGACCAAACAGACAAAUCAGAACCCAUCAAUGACCCGUCUGAAUUCAAACGCAAACAAGCCUUAAGUAUAAAGUGGGAUCUUCAUCAGCUCCAUUGACAGACUGUAGAUGUUCUCAUUCUGUUUAACCUCGCCACCCCGACCUUUGACCCCUGUCAGGAGCUGGUUUAUCUGAUCCGGAUCUGUGUGGGUCGGUUCAAUGCCUGACUGAAGAUGAAUUUAUUUGAAAAGGUGUCAUUGUGGGUCGGAGCAGUGUUUGUUUUUAGUGCCAUCCAGUGGUGAAGACGCAGAUUUCCCACUGAAAACCUGAAGUGUGUCGUCAGAAUCAGUUUGUUUUGUAGGUUCUGGUCUUUUUACUGAAGAAGGAACCGGUGAAGAACCUUUACACUGGACAUCACCUGAUUCAACCACUCAAGUGACCGGUUCUGAAACUGGUCCUGGUCCUGGUCCUGAAUCUGAAACUGGUCCUGGUCUGUAGAUGGAUCUGGACUCACGCUGAGGAUUGUCGUGUUCUUUAACACGUGUCAAUGCCGCAUCAGCGACAAAAAUACAUGUCACCUUGUCGGCCACUUUGGAUCUGCAUUUCUUCAGGUGUUUUGAUGAUCACUUCAUCAAGUGUCCGUCCACUUUAAUGAUUACCGCAUGACGCAUGAUUAAAUCUGAAUGAACACGUAUGUUUUCAUCCAUGUUUUCAAGUUCAGAGUUCAGGUUCGGUUCUGGUCGAUAUUCACUUAUUAUUCAAGUCCACGUUUGGCUCGGGGUCGUGUCCAUCCUGUCAUUCAUAUAUUUAAUGUCUUUCUUACCAUGGCAAUGGCCAAGUGUACUGCAGCACCAUUCAGUAUCAAGUAUGUUGCGGAAACACGUGACAUUACAGAUAUUUAACGCAGUGAAGCGGUUGUAAAACACUCACCGUUGAAUCUACGCUGAGACCAGGAAGUCUUGAUGGGAUUUAGUUUCUCAACUUAGGGUCAGGGCCCACAAUGGCCCAUGGAUCUGUUUUUAGAGCAGUGAAGUCCCACCCCCUGGAGUUGAGCCCAGUGGACGAAAUUUCAGAACCACAAUGUGUGACGUCUUUAUCUUAAGUUCUGUCUUAACUACUGUGACUGUCAGUUUCUUUAUUUGUAAAAUUCUGUUUUAAAUGGAGACACUUUACUCAGGACCCAAUAAUUAUUCUCUGUUCAGGUUUUUACUGAAGCUGUAGAACAUAAAAGGGGUGGGGUUUGAAGGGGCGGAGUUUGGACUCUAUUGGGUCAGAAUAUGAAGAGUGAAUUCAUUUCCCUGCAGAGGAGAAAUGUCAGACACAGACGACGAAAACAAGACUCAAUGAGAUAAAUAUAAUGUAAAGGGUUUGAUAUAUAUUUAUAACGCUGGUCGAGAACCACAGCUCCUCUGUCGACCCAGCUCCAGGUCCUGAUGGUCCAACAUGACCGACUCGUUUCCCAGUAAUGGACUGCGGCGUCUACAUCUGUGUUGAUGCUAAACCUGGAUGUUGGAGAAGAUGCAAAGGACGGCGCUCACCUUUGGCCUGAUCAGUUCAACUAGAACCACAGAGACCACCGCAAAGGUCAGGCUUAGGUCCCCCACCUGAACCUGGUCCUGGUCCUGGUCCUAAACCACUGCAAAGGUCAGAGUUGGGUCCACAACCUGAUCCUGGUCCCGGUUCUGGUUCAGGUCCAUCUGCCUGUGAAUGCGUUUCAUCCAGUAUUUAUUAACUUUAGUGUGUUUUGAGGUAAAAGUUUGAACCUGACCCUGUUCCUGGUCCUGAACCUAAUCCUUAAUCCUUAAAGAGUCUGAAGAAUUGGAGUCCAUUAAAUAAAUGUUAUGUCCAUGAGGUUUGUGUUGGUUCUGAUUGUGUUGGUUCCUUUGCUGGUUUUGUAGAUCCAGACUGAGGUGGAUUUUACAGACAUGAUGUGUUCAGGUGCCAAAUGUUGGUUCUUUUUUAUUCUUCAGACUGAAUCUCCUUUAACCCAACAUUUCUCUUUCUUCUUGUUUUUAUUUCUGGACUUAUCUUCUCUGUUCUUUGAAUUGGUCUUAUUCUGUGCUGUUCAGCUUCUUUAAAUAAAACCUGCUGUUUUACCAAACU
This is a messenger RNA of Sphaeramia orbicularis (orbiculate cardinalfish), 3971 nucleotides long. RefSeq names its product adipocyte plasma membrane associated protein (gene apmap). The transcript is spliced from 9 exons. Gene Ontology annotation, molecular function: arylesterase activity. Bases 193 to 1440 code for a protein of 415 amino acids. Gene Ontology annotation, cellular component: endomembrane system. The record is from RefSeq and is a predicted model, not a curated record. Lineage: Eukaryota; Metazoa; Chordata; Actinopteri; Kurtiformes; Apogonidae.